ACAUUGUGUCUCAUAGCAUAUUACAUCCUUUGUCGUGCACACAUAACAUGUGUAUACAUACAGAUACACACAUAGAUAUAUAAAUUGAGUUUAGGCUUGAAGAUUAACACCAUUACCAAAUUCAUAAUCACUACUAAGGGGUAAAGUAAAGAUGGUUGAUGGUGAUCAUGAGCAAGACCAGAUGCUGCCCAUUGCCAACGUGGGUCGGAUCAUGAAGCAAAUCCUACCACCAAGAGCCAAGAUUUCAAGACAAGCAAAGCAAACAAUACAAGAAUGUGCCACAGAGUUUGUAAGUUUUGUGACCGGUGAGGCUUCUGACAAGUGUCGCAAGGAGAAUCGCAAGACUGUGAACGGAGAUGACAUCUGUUGGGCUCUGGGUACUCUAGGACUUGAUGACUACGCUGAGGCUACCAUGAGGUACUUACAUAAAUAUAGAGAGGCAGAAAGGAAAAAAGCAAGUAACCAAAACAAAGGCACAACGAGUCAAGACAAAGAUGAUGAAGAAUUAAAGGAAAAUGACGGCCGAGUUCCUCGUUUAGAGGAUAAAGAAGCUCAGAAAGACGAUGCACGGAGCAAACAACUACCAUAGAAAGAAAAUGCCCUGAAAAUGAGAAUGUGCAGGUCGAUGCAUGUAGAGGAAGAAGAUGAUGAUAAAAAGUUUCCUGUUCUCCUUUUAUAGGUUUGAUUGUAUCUUCUUUUAGCAGUUUCUCAUAUCUUCCAGCUCUCUUCCUUUCCUUUCCUACAUGCUUCAUUUCCUUUUUCAUUGUGUUGAGAGGAAAGGAAUUUGUUAUCUGAUAUAAACUAAAACAUAUUUACCUCUUUCUUAGACCUCUAGACUAUAGUUUCUUGCAUGACCAUAAUAAUAAUUGACAGGGAAUUGAAAGAUUUCUGUUCUUGGGUUGGAGUUUCUCAGGGUUCCCCUUGCAUUCUUUGCAAAAAGACUGAAGAUAUGCCAUCACUUUGUUUCAACAUUUGUUUUGUGUGCUUGUAGCAGAUUCUUUAAUAAUUUUCAAUCAAGAAUUUUAUCUUUCAUUUGCUGGCAGCUGGCUUUCAAUUCAUUCAGGGAGAAUUUCAGUUAAAAGAUUUCAGACUUGGAAGAAUACAUACUCCAUCUGGGCAACUGUUUUGGUAAUGUACCAAAUGCCUACAUCCCAAGUAAUUUUCCAGCACAAAAAAUUAGUAAAUGAAGGAUAAAAGUACUAGGUUUAGGGUUCCCUAAACCCCAGAUCCAGGGACCACUACAAUACUGUAGUAGCACAUUACAUGAGUAGUCGUGAAACUCAAAUUCAAAUCUUCAAGCAUGCUUGUUUUUUACUAUGCAAUGGAUCAGGCAAUCUUCUUUCCAUAAAAGAUGAUUUGCUCUAGGCCUAAUAAUAAAAUCAGAAUAUCUUU
Rubroshorea leprosula is the source of this 1392-nucleotide messenger RNA. The record is from the annotation of a GenBank genome assembly. Lineage: Eukaryota; Viridiplantae; Streptophyta; Magnoliopsida; Malvales; Dipterocarpaceae.